AAGUCUGCUGUAUAUAGACGAGAAUCCAGGAAAGCUGUGGAACGCCGGAACAGUUGCCAAACACUCUUUAAAAUCGCGUCUCCUCUCCGGCCGCGCAGAGAAUGGCCCGAGAGUUGCGAAGGUUAAUUUUAGGAUCAUUCGCGUAAAAAGUCGAUCAGUUCCCUGUGUUUUUGGGUGCGCGCAGAAAAGUUCGCUUCGCUCGCAAGGGCUGAAAUCAAAGCGAGAGAGAUAAUACGAGUUAUCACAAUAUACAGUGUACAUACCUAUACAACCUCUCUCUUUCUGCGUCGGUUCGGUAUAGGUCGAUUCCAAAUUCGAGAGCCGCGAACUUGCGCUUGGCUUUGUUUUUUCCCGAAAAUCAUCAAGGACGCGAGUGUGAGAGCUGAACAACAGGAGCCAUGAGCUCCAAUAAUUCCCAGCCGCUUUUCGCGUGCUCCAGGUGCUUCUCGAGGCAUCCCUUCGAGGAAUUGUCGCCCGGCCAGCAAUUGUGCAAGGAAUGCAGAGGAACGUAUCCCGUGGUCAAAUGUACAUACUGUAGGUCUGAAUUUCAACAGACUGCGAAAGGAAACACGAGUGCGAUAUGCAAAAAAUGCGAACAAAACGUCAAAGCAUAUGGGAAGCCUUCGGCUUGCGAGUACUGCAAUACCAUAGCUGCGUUCAUCGGAAGCAAGUGCCAGAGAUGUACAAACUCGGAGAAACGCUAUGGCCCACCUGUUACCUGCGAGCAGUGCAAGCAAAAAUGUGCCUUUGACAGACAUGACGAAGACAAAAAAGUCGAUGGCAAACUGUUGUGUUGGCUGUGCACGUUAUCUUACAAGCGUGCACUUGCCAGAACAAAACAGUCCGAGUCCGAUAGGAAAGCCCAUUUGAAAAUGGUUCAGCAGCAAGCUGCAAAGCAUAAAGAACAAAAGCUGAAGGGUCACAAUAAAAGGCCACAUAGAGUAGACGUCACAAAGCUUCCACCACAACCCGAGUCAGGAGAUAGCAAUGGUCCUACACCAGUUAAGGCAGCCAGGAUGGCUGGCGUGCACGAUCCUCACGAUCCUAAUAUUUCCGACCACGUAGUUGCUGUUACAUCGCUGAAAGAAAAGAUAGCUAAUCUGCAAAAACAAAUUUCCGUAAAAGACGGACAGCUUCUCGCUAAAGAAAAGCAGAUAACGGAACUCAAGGCGAAAAAUUUCACCUCCGAGUCGGAGCUGCGUAACAAAAUGAAAACUUCAGAAAAGGAGUAUGAAAAUAAGAUAUCAAAUAUGCAGCACAAAAUUUCGAAUUUACUGAAAGAAGUGGCUUCUUUGUCAAAGAGUACAAAACGUGAUAGAUUGUCAAUCACGAAGAGUGAAGCAGGGACCAACAGUGGAAGUGGAACUGACAGUCCUGUACCUUGAUGAGGGUGUUGGUCAGCUGCAUCAACAUUGCAUACUCUAUGUCCAGAUACACUUGGCAUAAGUGGUCAUGAAAUAGCAAAUUGUUUCCAAUCAGGAAAAGAAAAAAAAAUGUAUUAUUUUUCUAAUUACAUUAUACAUAUGAACUAUCAAUUGUACUGUAAGCUGCGCAAAUCAUUUCUCGCCCUCCUACCACGGGCGACAAAUGAAUUGCGACCCUAAUUUUGCUAAAUUAAUUAGCAUUUGUUUUUAUGAUUUUUUUCUUUUCUAUGUGUACACUACGUUUCCGCAAUCCAAAACUCUAUAUACAGUAUAAUAUAUAACGCUAGGCCGAUAUUCAAUUCUUUUUGUAUUUGUAAAGAAAAUGUAAACUGUUAUAAUUCCAUUAAGAAACCGAUCAAGUCUUUCCACAAAGAAAAUAAAUUUUACGAAAAUAGCAGUCGCUCCGAAUGAAGCCGGAAUUCAGAUAGAAAUUUAGAAUGUCGAUGUAGUGAUGAUUACUGACACGUGUUUGUAAUUAAAUGCGAGGAGCGACUGCUAUGAUAUUUUAUUAUUUAUAAUUGUAAACGUCGACACACCAAUACCAUGGUGAUUGUAGAAAAAUUUGCAAUAAAAGUAUGAAAAAAAAAAA
This is a messenger RNA of Nasonia vitripennis (jewel wasp), 2013 nucleotides long. RefSeq names its product protein FAM76A. The transcript has 7 exons. The record is from RefSeq and is a predicted model, not a curated record. NCBI's taxonomy places the organism in Eukaryota, Metazoa, Arthropoda, Insecta, Hymenoptera, Pteromalidae. Bases 399 to 1385 code for a protein of 328 amino acids.